UGAGUGUGAAGUAACAGUUUGUCCUCUUCUCAGUUCUCUCUUUCAAGUCUUUGUCUUCCUCACACUCAGCCGAAUCGCCUGGUGCUCUUUUAUUGCAAAAUUGUACUAGAAUUUCACAAUGUAGUGUAGCUUAUUUGCCACUGAUGGUCUGCUGCAAUGUCAAAUGAAAUUUCCAAUGCUCUGAUUCAGAGGACGUGGAUCUCAAGCCAAGCCAAGAUCUAAGGAUGAUGCUACACGUAGUAUUGGGAAGCUGAAUGCCUGACAGUAGCAACAAUGGUCAUGUCUCGCCUUCACUUGGCUUAUGGGCUGAUGUCCUUUUGUCAGGCAGUGUUGCACAAUUUGUUUUUGGUCUACCACGUCGAUGUGUUCGUCUCCGUGUUCAAAAUUAGUCAGAGUGCAUUUUGGCUGGGCGAGGCCAUCUUUCUGAUAUGGAACUCUCUGAAUGAUUCCUUGUUUGGCUGGUUCAGCGACAGUUCGUUCCUCAAGUCAGACUCUAGUUCUUCGUCUGGACUCGGCACAGUGUCGCGGAGAAUCAGUGCGAUAGAGCGCUGUGGUCCGCUGUUUGCGGCAUCGUUUCUCCUGGUAUGGUACGCAUGGCCAUGGCCUGGACUGCAAUUUGUCUUCUGCCUUUGUCUUUAUGAUGGCUUUUUGACUGUAAUUGACCUGCAUCACUCUGCACUUCUUGCCGACAUGGCUGUUACGCUGCCCGACCGCACACGCCUGGAGUUUGCUUGUUCGGUUUUCAAUGCCGCCGGUACGAUGUCACUGUUUGCCUCCUACUUUGUGUGGGAUCGUGGUGAUCUAUCGUCAUUCCGUGUGGUCUGUACGAUACUUGCCAUUGCUUCCGCCGCUGGCUUUGUCCUGUCGGCAAAAGUGAUGAAAACGGCCAGCGCUCAGAUGAGCAUUGGAUCAUCAAAGAAAGACGACGAUGUUAUUUCAAGUGGCCGUCAUGUGCAAGACAGCCAUGCUGGUAGGGACUCCCAUUCGUCCUGGACGGCCUUGAAGCUGUUUUCCAAGCAGAUCUACCACCAUAAGAAUUUCAAGUGGUUCACGUCAAUGAAUCUCUUACAGGUGUUCCACUGUCACUUCAACAGCAACUUCUUCCCGCUGUUCCUGGAGCACAUGCUGGGUGACUCCGUGUCGGCGUGGACGUCGGCAUCGCUGCUCAGCGUUUCGUUUGUGCUGCCGCACAUCAACAACCUGUUCUUCCUGUCACUGUGCCGAACGUACGGCGUCUAUGCCGUGGUGCGCGGACUGUUCGCCCUGAAAAUCCUGAUGGCCGUGGGGAUGAUUCUCGCCGGCUCGCAGAAUUUCUUUCUACUGUGUGUAUUUAUCAUGAGCAACCGUGUGUUCACUGAGGGCACAUGUAAACUGUUGAACUUGGUCAUUAGUGACUUGGUUGAUGAAGACUACGUAAUCCACGCCAGGCGCACACCCAUAUCGGCAUUGAUGUUUGGAACGACGGCCUUGCUCACGAAGCCCGGGCAAAGCCUAGCUCCGUUGAUGGGAAUCUGGCUAUUGACUAGGCUGACGGGUCAUUCUCCGUUCGCUGAUCAAAAGGCAGCUGUGGACCCAGUGUUAGCGGAUAAUCCACUGGUGGUAGAUGGCAUGUCGGCCGUGGCGCAGGGCUGGUCUCACCUGGGCCCACUGCUCGACAUGCAGACCGCCUGCUUCUACAUCCUGGUGGCGAUACCGCUGCUGUGUGGCUUGCUGCAGCUGGUGCUCUGGAGCCAGUUCACCUUGCACGGCGCACGCUUAGCUAGUAUCAAGCGCCACCGCAUGAUGGCGGACUCCAGUGGGUCGGCAACAAGAGAACCAGUAUAGGAUGCCUGUGUUAUUUAUGUCAGUUCUGUUCUGGUGCCUGUGCUCAACGCACGGUUCUCUGACGUAAGUUAUUUGUUUUACAUUUCAAAAAGGCUCCAUUUAAUUUUGCUGCUUUCUCUGCUUGCUAUCACUGAGAAUGCUUGAACAUCUUUUCAUUGUAAGUUCCUUAAAAAUCAUUUUCUGUUUGGUUUGUUCGUGUGACAGCGAUAUAACUUAUAAAGCUAUAAGCCUUGACUAUGAAAGCAGGGAGUAGUAAAAUGCCAUAUUAUAUUUUCUACUACCUGUUGCACGUUGAAGAAAGUUCCACAACAUAACAGUCAUUUGCCUUCAAUUUUAUUACAACGGUUUUCUCUCAAUGCAAACUCUCCCAUCGGUCUGCAGUGCUAGGUUUUAGUGUGGCAGCAGGCUGCCAAUAUUCAACUGCAUGUAAUUUUAAUUCUCUCCUGUUUUCAUUGCUUUCUGUCGUAUUGUGUUUGCAAUGUUGCACUUCAAUGAAGGCAAUAUCCCUGUUGACAUCCCCAAACUAUCUUGUAUUUAUUUUUCCAACUUUGCUGCUGAGUGAAUGUCAGCGCUCGCACAUUGUUUGUUUUUAGUAGAUGGCCAGGUUUUUUUUUCAACUGUAGGUGCUUGAUUCGUCACUGUUGUGUUCUACUGUGGAGAAAGACAAACAUCGUGGUGGUAUAGUGCUGCUGUGCUGCUCUCUUAACAUCAUGGUGGUAUAGUGCUGCUGUGCUGCUCUCUUGUUAAAUCUAGCUCCCAUAGUGCCGGGCUCGUUUUCAAAGUUUAGGAGGCGCUUUGCUCUGUCUGGUUUUGUUCAACUAACUUCCUUGGUCGUGUUACCAGUACCGUGUUAGUGACGUAUUUACAUAAUCAUUGUUAAUUUGUUAUACUUCACAAUACUAUUGCAGGUGCCAUCGCCUGCUGCUAACUGAAUUGUCAUGGCAUGUAGCCAUUCACUAGUGUAUUACCAGAUCAUUAUUGCCACGGUCUUGGGUAAACAUUAGCACGUCAGCUAAUUUGCUCUCUUGCAGUAACAUCACGAGUACAUAAUAUUAUAACCCCAGGCCAGGGGUUAUGUUAUGUACUCUUGGUAACACCCACUUCAAGAGUUGAGGGAAUAACAAUAAUAGCUACAAGGCGGCGCUCAGGCCGCUGAUCAUGUG
Molecule: messenger RNA, 2987 nt
Organism: Sycon ciliatum
Lineage: Eukaryota; Metazoa; Porifera; Calcarea; Leucosolenida; Sycettidae
Product: transmembrane protein 180-like
Exons: 9
Coding region: 274-1824 (516 amino acids)
Source: RefSeq, a predicted model, not a curated record